Sungouiella intermedia is the source of this 1068-nucleotide messenger RNA. The record is from the annotation of a GenBank genome assembly. Lineage: Eukaryota; Fungi; Ascomycota; Pichiomycetes; Serinales; Metschnikowiaceae.
AUGCUCCGUUUUGCUCGAUCUUUCUCUCGCUCAGCCACCGUUUCCGCCAACUACGGAUUCAUCGGCUUGGGCCAAAUGGGCCAGCACAUGGCAAGACAUAUCUAUGCUCGCUUGGAGCCUCUGGAUAAGCUUUACGUUUACGACACCGUGCCUUCGGUCACGUCGACAUUCAUUGAAACCAACACCACCCAGAAGCCAGAAUUGAAGGAUCAGUUGGUGGCGUUGGAUUCCAUCUCCAGCUUUGUAGAUGGCGUGGACUCUCAGUUGGACUACAUAGUAACCAUGGUUCCGGAGGGGAAACAUGUGAAGGGUGUUGUUGAGGAGUUGGUGAAGAGUUACAAAAAGAACCCUCAAACGGCAUCAACAACCUUUUUAGACUCGUCCACUAUCGACAUCCCCACCUCUAUCGAGGUUCACAACUACGUCAAAGAACAGCUUCCAUCGUUCGACUUUAUUGACACUCCAGUCUCUGGAGGAGUGGCAGGUGCCAGAAAGGCUUCUUUGUCGUUCAUGCUCUCAAGAAAAACUCACGAAGAGAUUGAUCCAAGCUUGACCAAAUUGUUGAACUACAUGGGUAAGAACAUCUUCCCAUGUGGUUCUAAGCAUGGCGCUGGUUUGGCUGCGAAAUUGUCCAACAAUUACUUGUUGGCCGUGACCAACUUGGCAGUAGCUGAUUCAUUCCAAUUGGCCAAGGCUUUCGAUUUGAACUUGCAACAGUACGCUAAGUUGGUGGCAGUUUCUACCGGAAAGUCUUGGGCCUCUGUCGACAACUGCCCGAUUCCUGGUGUGUACCCAGCAGAGAGCAACUUGCCAGCAGACGACGGUUACAAAGGGGGCUUCAUUACUAAAUUGACCAAGAAAGACUUGGUUUUGGCUACAGACUGUGCUGCCAGUUACGACCGCUUCUUAUAUUUGGGUGACAUUAGCAAGAAGUGGUACCUCAAAGCUUGCGAGCGUGAGGACCUCGGUAACAGAGACUUAGGUGUCUUGUAUGAGUGGUUGGGGGAGCUUCAAGAAGAAAAUGGUAAAGUAGUGGACACCAAAACCUCUGAAAAGUUUAACUUAUAG